Molecule: messenger RNA, 438 nt
Organism: Lathyrus sativus (Indian pea)
Lineage: Eukaryota; Viridiplantae; Streptophyta; Magnoliopsida; Fabales; Fabaceae
Source: the annotation of a GenBank genome assembly
AUGGGUGAUUCAAAGCGAUCAGUGAAAAAUAAAGCUAAAGUUGAAGGAUCAAUAUGUGCACAUUAUUUGCAUCGGGAAACAUCACAUUUUUGCAGUCAUUAUUUCAAUCAUUUGAUGUUAACUCCAAGAAUCAUAAGGAAUGAAUUUGAUGUUAACAAAAGAAGUCAAUUUACCUUGUCAAUCUUCGGUCUUCCCGGUCGCCCUUCUGGAAAGGAGAAUGUGCAUUGGCUGACCCAAAAAGAAUUGCAAUCUGCACACGUUCAUGUUCUAAUCAACUGUAUUGAAGUUAGGCCAUAUCUUGAGGCAUUUAACGCCUCCUAUUUUCAAAGCACCGGUGAACAAGCAACUACCGGUCACAUACAUGCAUCUUUUCCAGCAUGGUUCAAGGAUCAAUUGUCAUGCAUUGUUGCACCGACUCAAGAAAUACUUCAUUUGUGA